Messenger RNA from Zingiber officinale, 1068 nucleotides. RefSeq lists its product as uncharacterized. The transcript is spliced from 2 exons. Gene Ontology annotation, biological process: phospholipid metabolic process; arachidonate secretion. The record is from RefSeq and is a predicted model, not a curated record. The coding region runs from base 174 to 947 and encodes 257 amino acids. Lineage: Eukaryota; Viridiplantae; Streptophyta; Magnoliopsida; Zingiberales; Zingiberaceae. Gene Ontology annotation, molecular function: A2-type glycerophospholipase activity.
AUGAUGAAAGCGCAGCGUUUCCCCCCCUUCAUAUCGCGUUUCUUCUUUUCGUUAAAACAGAUUCCGUUCCAUUAUGCGCUCUCCGACGUUUCACGGCGAAAAUUUCCCGAGCUGAAGGCCGAGGCGAGGCCACAGGCGGAGCAGGCAGCGCCGGCGCCGGCGCCGGCGGCUCGAUGGGGCAUAAAUCCUCACGGUUUCUUCCCUCAACUGCCUCACUCUCCCCCGCUUCCGCCGCCACCCCGCAAUACAACCCCUUCCCCGCCCCUCCCACUGUCGAGAUACCUAAAUCCACGGCAGCUUUAGCCUUCCCACAAUCACUUCUAGAAUUCCUCACGAGCUCUCUCCGAUGGAUUCUACCACCCCGGGUACCUGAUCCCGCCCUCGUGACCUCUCCAGCUCCGAUCUGGCCGCUUCCACGGCCUCGGCGGAUUUCAUCGGAUCGAGGCUGCUCGGUUCCUCUUUUUCGACCCUACGUCGCCUCGGUGCCCUGGCAUGGUGGUGUGCGGGGGUUCCUCUCGCAGCUGUUCCCUCGGUACGGCCACUACUGCGGCCCCAACUGGUCCAGCGGCAAGGACGGCGGUUCUAUGCUGUGGGAUCAACGCCCCAUCGAUUGGAUCGACUUCUGCUGCUAUUGUCAUGAUAUCGGCUACGACACGUACGAUCAGGCAAAAUUGCUGAAGGCGGACCUCGCCUUCCUGGAAUGCCUGGAGCAGCCGAGGAUGGCUUCGAAAGGUGGUGGUGCUCCAGCAGCAAUUAUCUACCGAUCUAUGUGCAUUGCAGGGCUGAGGACUGUAUUGAUACCUUAUAGGAUGCACCUAGUUAGACUGCAAUCUGGACCAUCAUUCAUGGAUGUGUUCAACAACUUCAUAAGUAAAUGGAGUUCGUCUGUCAAUAAUGAGGCUACAAAGCCGGACAGGAAUGUUGUGAAACCCAAAGGGAUAUUUUGAUGCUGUGAACCAUCUUGCUCAUUUGUUUUCUCAUUUGUGCAGUUGUAGCGACUGAAUACGUGCUUAUAUGUAUUGUGAAUUCAGUUGACAUAUUGAUGCUACAUGCUUCAGUAGUCUAGCC